Molecule: messenger RNA, 2108 nt
Organism: Nothobranchius furzeri (turquoise killifish)
Lineage: Eukaryota; Metazoa; Chordata; Actinopteri; Cyprinodontiformes; Nothobranchiidae
Gene: wars2
Product: tryptophanyl tRNA synthetase 2, mitochondrial
Biological process (GO): mitochondrial tryptophanyl-tRNA aminoacylation
Cellular component (GO): mitochondrion; mitochondrial matrix
Molecular function (GO): tryptophan-tRNA ligase activity; ATP binding
Source: RefSeq, a predicted model, not a curated record
CUUUCUGUCCUUUCACAGCCACCGUAGUGGGAGUCUAGCCAAACCAAUAUGGCGCUGCCCUGUCGGAAUAAUCUGAAGUUUCUGUUUAGUUUCCUUCCGAAGUCUAACUACUGGAAAAGGUCAUUUUGCGCUGCGAUGUCUCCGAAAAACCAGACUCCUCCUGGAAGUGGUCGCGUGUUCUCAGGUAUCCAGCCCACUGGAGUACCGCAUCUAGGGAACUACUUGGGCGCCCUGGAGAACUGGGUGUCCCUGCAGAACCAGUACUCGUCGGUGCUGUACAGCAUAGUGGACCUGCACUCCAUCACGCAGCCCAAGGACCCGGCUCUGCUCAGGAACAACAUCCUGGACAUGGCAGCCAGCCUGCUGGCCUGUGGCGUCGACCCAGAAAGGGCGAUCCUCUUCCAGCAGUCUCAGGUGUCUGAGCACUCUGAGCUCUCCUGGAUCCUCGGAUGCCUGACCAGCAUGCCCCGCCUACGGCACCUGCCACAGUGGAAGGUGAAGAGCAAACAGAAGAACGAGGGCAGUGUAGGCCUCUACACGUAUCCAGUCCUCCAGGCUGCAGACAUCCUCCUCUACAAGUCCACACACGUCCCUGUCGGGGAGGAUCAAGUCCAGCAUCUGGACCUGGCUCAGGAUCUCGCUCGUAUCUUCAACUAUCACUAUGGAGAUGUGUUUCCUGAAGCUCGUGCACUGCUGAGCUCCACCAGAAAGGUCAAGUCCCUCCGUGACCCCUCUGCCAAGAUGUCCAAGUCAGACACACAAGCAAUGGCGACCAUCAGCAUCACCGACUCUCCCGAUGACAUCGCCCUCAAGAUCCGCCGCGCUGUCACAGACUUUACCUCUGAGGUCACCUUUGACCCAGAGACCCGCCCAGGUGUGUCCAAUUUGGUGACCAUCCAUGCUGCCAUGGCGACCAUCACCGUGCAGGAGGCGGUGUCGCGGGCCAAAGGGUUGGACACGGGAGCCUACAAGACGCUGGUGAGUGAGGCAGUGAUCCAGAGGCUGACGCCCAUCAGAGAGGAGUUCCAGAGGCUGAGGGCAGACCGGGCUCACCUGCAGAACCUGCUGGAGCUGGGGAACCGCAGGGCCCGGGAACUGGCUGCACCUGUGAUGGCAGAGGUCCGACACAGAGUGGGCUUCAGCUGAGGGGCGGCAAAACAACGUCCUGUUUGUACAGCAGCUCAUUAAAGUGUGAGGUUUUAUUCCAGCGACGGUUUCUGUCUCGGUUUUAUACGGUUUCUAACUCAUGCAGAGAGAAAAUGUGUGGAAACGACCCAACGAGGCGGAUGUGGUUUCGACGGAAAACCGUUAGCUGGUGGUGAACCCGGUUUUUCCCAGAGACUGGAACAAGGAGACUGCACACUCUUCAGGGUCUUACAGCCCAGUUUUCUGCUCUAUUUACUUUUGUCUGUUAUAAAUACAUGAUCUUUACCGUAAUUACCAUCUGGUCUGUGAGCCACCAGGAGAGAACUAAUAAAAAAAUAAGAGUUAAUUCAACUUUAACCUUUCAAGUCAACAAUUUGUUCAAACAACAGAAACAACUUACCUGAUUCAAACGUAUGAACAAUGGAGAUUUUGUCCGUUUUCCUUUAGCUUUGACUCAUCAUCCUGGUACUAAACCCACAUACACUCAGACUAGCUGUUAGCUUAUCAGUCCUGUGGAACAGGAGCUGUUUCUUUAAACAGGUUGUUCACCAGCCUGUAAAAGCUUUAUUGGUCGUUUCAGAUGCGCCAAAACAAUAAAUCUGAAAGGCUGGACUGUAAUGAUUUUGUCCCGGAAGCAUUGGUUAUUCACGUGGAAUAAAAUGUUUGUUUACAUAUAAAAAAAGAAUUGUUUUAUUUAUUUAUUUUAGUUGGGACACAUUUUUUCAGUUUUACAUUUAAAGAUAAUCCAAACUUGCCCACCUGUAUGUUUUAUUUUCCCUUCAGCAGUUAACCGUCAUUAACUUAGACUCUGGUUUUUGAGGGGUUUUUUUCAGCACCAGAAAUAAAACGGAUUUAUUUUAUUAACAUGUGUGAAGUUCCUUAAACAGCUGAAGGGGUUCCCUGUAAAACUACACAUCAGUGGUUUUAUUUAUAAUGAGAAUAAACUUGUUUUGUCUCUUUAA